AUGCAGAGAGCGCAGCAGAAGGUAUGCCCAAGACAAAAGCCAGGUGGAGGUUCCACACCUUCAGCAAUUUCUCGAGCCCGUUCCAGUCGAGCUCUCUCAUCACAGUCUUCAAUAGGAAAAUCCUCUGGAUUGAAACGGGCCAUGUCAAUAAGGAAAUCAGCAGCUCCUACCUCCGCUGUAGGAGCUGUUACGAUGAUAACUACUGGAGACAAAAUUUUAGACAAACCUUUACCAAAAAUUGGAGAGAAGUCUCUCUUUACCAAAGAACUAGAAAUUGCUUUGGAACAGAAACAAGUUCAUUUUGUGGUGCAUUCUUUAAAAGAUCUGCCUACAUUGCUUCCUAGUGGAAUGUGCAUUGGUGCUGUUUUGCUACGGGAAGAUCCAAAAGACUCUGUAGUUAUGCAUCCUGAUUUUCAAGAUAAAACCUUGGAAACUCUCCCCAAAGGCAGUGUUAUUGGUACAAGUUCGUUGCGUCGAACUGCGCAACUCCGUCGAGAGUAUCCCUCAUUGAAAGUGGCAGACAUACGUGGUAAUUUGAAUACAAGAUUGCGAAAACUAGAUGAAGGAAGUAAUUAUCAAGCCAUAGUUUUGGCAACGGCUGGUUUGAUGCGAAUGGGUUGGAAACAUCGAAUCACGCAGUGCCGCGAGGACGAUCUGCGCGUGCGCCGCCUGCUGGAGCCGCUGCACGACGCGGCGACGGCGCUGCGCGUGCUGGCGGAGCGCGCCUUCCUGCGCACGCUGGGCGGCGGCUGCUCGGCGCCCGUGGCCGUGCGCUCGGCGCUGCGCGGCCGCGACCUGGCGCUCACCGGCGCCGUCUGGUCGCUGGACGGCGCGCGCACGCUGCGCGACCACAAGGCCGCCACGCUGCACUUCAGCGCCGACGGCGACGCCGAGCCCGUGGGGAAAAAUCCAUAUCGCACACCAAGGCUUUUCGUGAGUAUGUCUCCUGCUUCACUUACGUACAAAGAUCUGGAUAAAGCAGAGAAACUUGGAGAUGAUUUGGCAAUGAGUCUAAUUGAGGCAGGAGCUUUGGAAAUCAUGAGUGAGGCUAAGAAAACUAUUGCAAGUUCUGCACCUACAGAUCCUCCCCAAACUGAUGUUGCUCCAGUUGCUACCGCUACAACUGUUUAGUAUUAUGUCAGUGGUUAUUCGUUCAUCUUUUCUUCAGUAUUGUGGUUCUGCAAAACCAAGUAAUCCUUAAAGAAAUCGAAGAACAAACAACGAAAUUGUAGUUUAAUUUUAUUUUUAUGUUUUUAUUUCUUAAUUGGGUUAGUUUCAAGGAAAAGUUUCUGAGCUUAGCCAGUGUAUUUUGUGAAUGCAGUACAUAGAUUUCUUUUUUCAUGUUACAAUCUUCAGUUGACUACUUUUUAAUUAUGAAUAUAAACUAGAUUUUACAAUAUUGUUCCCAUUUAAAACAAUAUUUCUCUUUACAAAAUAUAUUUUUAAGUGAGGUUUUUCUGUUUUUUGCCUUAUAAUUACAAAUGUGAAAUUUUUCAAAUUGCAUUUUUCAAUUAUUUUUUUAAAUAAUAAAGGUAAUAUUUGCAUUUGUCCCAUCAAUUUGUAGGUUCUCUUGUGACCUUUGAAUUUAAAUGUGUAGUGGUUUACUUCAACUUGCGAAUGCAAGGCAAUUACCUGUUUUGAACAAAUAUUGAGGAACAAAUAAGAAAGAAAACUGCAUUAAAACUUGGCUGCAUAAUAUGUAAUACAAGUAUUAAAAGCUUUACAUUGAACAAAUUUCUUCAUUGUUAAUGAGAACAAUUUUUUUUUUAUUUAAUGAGGCAGCUUUUUGAAGGGAGACAAUUGUGUACACUCUUUUAAGUGACAUUAUUUGAAAUAGAAAAUAUUAUUUCUAUCUUAAUUUUUUCCUCCCUCCCAAUUGACUCCUCAUUUUUUAUGGCUAUUGGUAACUUUACUGCUUUCUUUCCUGCUAUUCAUUAUUUUCAAUUUUUUCAAUUUAUCUGCUUUAAUUCGUAUUUUUAAUCUUAUCUUUAAUCUUUUUCUUACAAUAUUCUUUAUAUUUUUCUUCUUUUUCUUUGACUUUAUUUCUCUCUAUCUGAACUAUUCAUUUUAAAAUAGUCAUUGCAUGGAAUCAGUAAUGCCCAGUAUUUAUAUAUAUUUUUAAUAAUUUUUGGUACAAAGAGAAAUUGAUCGUCUGAGUGUUAAUAUGACUACAUGAGUCGAUUGCUUCCAUGACAACUUUUGUACAAACAUACAAUUGAAAUAAGAUUCUCUUAUAACUUCUGGAUUUCAUCCAAAAAUCAGAAAGAGAAUCUUUUCAUUACUGGAGUAUUCUGAUUAAUAUUAAGCCAAAAAAAUCUGUGUAAAGUUUCCUAAAGAAGAAAGUAGUUGGUGUAGGUGUUAUUAAGGUUCUUUAGAUCAUAUUUUUUACUAUUCUUUAUUUACUUGUUUUGUGGUAUUGGAAUAAUUUUAUAAAUAGAAAAAAUUGUGAAUUAAUUUGGUCUUUCAACAUUAUUUAAGAAAAUAGGGGCUAAUAGGGUUUAUAUGAUAUAUUUUUUUGUUUGUGAGAUGACGGGUGGAAUUCAUAUUUUAAUCUGUAUUUUGUGGGAUAAACGAACGAAUCAAAGCAUUUUUCAAACCAUUUAUGAAUUGUUGAAAGUGUAUUGAGGAGUCUGAAAUUUAGGCACCAAACUUUUAUUUCUCCUCAUAGGUUGCAAUUUCCAUACACUUCUUAAUUUUUGACAUACAAGAAAUUUAAAAUGACAACCACAUGUCAUACAGUAUUUAAUAUUAUGCGUUAUGACUUAGGCAUCUAAAUUUUCAGUUUUUGUGUUGUAAUUCAGUUUCCUGAUGUAUGCAUAUUUGGAAUGGUAUGCUGAAUUGUCAGCAAACUCAGUGCUCAAUGAAGAAGACUUCAAUUAAUUUCCUGUAUUAAGGCUAAGAAACUGUGAAAUAAGAAUAGAAAGUUGUGAGAUUUGUAAAUUUACGAGGAGUAAGCCUAUUUCAGAGAUUUUACAAAAUAUUUUUGUGGGGAAGGUGUCUGAAUGGGCAUUAAUAUAUACAUGGUUACCACAGCGAUUGAAUUAAAAAUUAUUUGGUUGCCUGAGUUGAGAAUAGAAUUGAUGUACAUAUUUAUAUUUUAUUGUAGUAAGAUAUUUGUAUAAAUUUUGCACAAGAAAAUGAGGUUGUGUAUUUUAUUGUAGAUUUGUAUAGUGUCUCUUGUUAAGUUUUGUACAUGUUGGUCAUCCUUUAAACAUGUUAAUUUGUAAAUAUUCUUAAUGAAUCUGUUACAGAAUGCAUAUUUGCAAUAAAAUGUGCAUAUUUUGAUCCUCA
Messenger RNA from Gryllus bimaculatus (two-spotted cricket), 3291 nucleotides. Lineage: Eukaryota; Metazoa; Arthropoda; Insecta; Orthoptera; Gryllidae. The record is from the annotation of a GenBank genome assembly.